CGCAUCCGAGUUCACGAUGUCCGGGAGGGUGGGUGUCAUCUUGAUAAUUUGCGCAGCCUAUUCAAAUGCAGAGAUCACAUUAAAUCAGGAGGGAUCGCUGUCCGUUCAGCCGAGAGGAACUGUGAAGAUCGGCUGUAGAGUGUCGGGCGCCAACUUGGGAAAUGAUGACAUAGGAUGGUAUCAGCAGAAACCUGAUGGCGCUCCCCGAUUUCUCCUCUAUCAUGAUCUCAGCCGGGACGUAAAGGGUACUGGCAGUCCCGAUAGAUUCUCUGGAAGCUCUCAGUCUUCGAGCAACGCCUCAUGUGGAAAGUUGACCCGUCCUACGAUUACUCUUCUUCCACCCGCGUCAAAACAGAUCACCGUAGGACAGAGGGCGACUCUGGUGUGUCUGGUCAAUAAUUUUUCCCCUAGAUCGGCGGAGGGUUCCUGGGAAAUGGACGGCAAUGCCGUGAAGGCUGGUGUCCUGACAACUCGAACCGUCCAGAAUAGCGACCUCAAAAGUUAUCUCACCCUGACCGCCUCGGAGUGGAACUCACACGAGGAGUACACUUGCGGGGUGACACACCAGUCUCUCGGGUCUCCACUGAAGCGAAGCAUUCAGAAAUCGGGCUGUACGUAAGAGAGAGCCGGCAGGCUGGGUGCGUGGUGUUACUUGUGGUCGGGGACAGCAGCGUUCUAUGAUUGUUUCCUUUCUAUUGGCGAGCGGCUUUCGAAA
Messenger RNA from Hypanus sabinus (Atlantic stingray), 715 nucleotides. RefSeq names its product immunoglobulin lambda-1 light chain-like. Gene Ontology annotation, cellular component: MHC class II protein complex. Gene Ontology annotation, biological process: peptide antigen assembly with MHC class II protein complex; immunoglobulin production involved in immunoglobulin-mediated immune response; positive regulation of T cell activation. Lineage: Eukaryota; Metazoa; Chordata; Chondrichthyes; Myliobatiformes; Dasyatidae. The record is from RefSeq and is a predicted model, not a curated record. The coding region runs from base 17 to 619 and encodes 200 amino acids. The transcript is spliced from 3 exons. Gene Ontology annotation, molecular function: MHC class II protein complex binding.